Messenger RNA from Botrytis byssoidea, 1455 nucleotides. RefSeq lists its product as uncharacterized. The record is from RefSeq and is a predicted model, not a curated record. Gene Ontology annotation, biological process: regulation of DNA-templated transcription. NCBI's taxonomy places the organism in Eukaryota, Fungi, Ascomycota, Leotiomycetes, Helotiales, Sclerotiniaceae. The coding region runs from base 582 to 1208 and encodes 208 amino acids. Gene Ontology annotation, molecular function: DNA-binding transcription factor activity, RNA polymerase II-specific; zinc ion binding. The transcript is spliced from 5 exons.
CUGUCAGAGCUUCGCAGUAUACCUAAGAACCCAAGCUGUGUUUUUUAUCUCAUGUGGUGAAGUGAUACAUAUGUAUCGCUUGGUCUGUUUGAAAUUUCCUGUCGAAUUCAGAAGGAAGUGAUGGUCACACAAAAGAGUUUUGUGCAUCACUGGCAGUGGAUGAAUUACUACAGCAAUUUCUUUUGAUUUUGAAUCAUCGAACAAGGACUUCAGGUUCCGGAAUAUUUCUACAGUUUGAAUAUCCAUAUUUGCAUAUUAAAUAUCGGUUCUGCUGCUUAGCACUUGAUUCUUGUCCUUUCCAAUAUCAUAUCGAGUAUUGCUACAUACAACCUGAAAAGAUCAUGCAUGUAGAUUGAGGCUGAGUCUGGGCGUUAUCACAUUCCCCACCUUCAAUCAUUUAUCUUUGACAGCACAGUCUCUUUUGCGAUAUCUUGUUCGGCUCUAUCCCUACUAAUAUUUUGAGUGUCGUGGAAUGAUGAGAUUGAGUGAUCGUGAGUAUUGUUGAACUUCCUUUUCUUUUCGCCAAAUUUCUGAGGCUGUUGAAAAUAGGACUUCGAUCGUGCAAUUCGUCCUUCGAAAGUAUGAAGCCCAAGAACGGAUGCAACACUUGCAAACUCAGGCGAGUCAAGUGCGACGAAACUAAGCCAGGUUGCACGCGAUGUCAAAACUUUGGACGUGUCUGUGAUGGAUAUGAAUUGAAAAGUCCUUCGCAUGAGCCAGCAUGGCUCGUAAAGGAUGAAGGAUCAUCUUUAAGCGCAGCUAAAAUCAAGAAAAAACCUAUACCCGUUGAAAAGUUCCUCUCUGUACCGAGAGCAAGGACUGCUUUGAUUCGGCAUUUGGGGCCUUGUGAAAACUGUCAGGAACGCAACGUCAAAUGUCCUUUAGAGCAUCAUGAUCUUAAAGUCGUUGAGAUGGCCUACCAAAAUGCGAGCCGAGAUGGUAAAUCUACAAAUCAUCGUGAAGGAAAGCCCAUCCCAAAAUGCAAGAGCCUCAAUAACACGGGAUAUCAUGCCAAUAAAAUGAUGAAUGAGGAAAGUCCCCUAGUUUACAACACUCACCAACCACGUAUCGAAUCUGACACAAACGACACAGACUACAAUUCCGACGACCUUCCGGAUGAUCCAGAACUUUCUGCUUCAGCAAAAGAACGAAUAACAAACCCAAAGGCCUACUUUGACAAAUUGAAAUCUUUGGAGCAGGACAAGUAACUUACAAACGGAGAAUUGGGCAUACAAUGAAGGAUGUCUUAGUGGAGCGAUGGCGUCAUGGUUUACGAAAUCCUCUUGAUCUUGAAGCUUACUCUGGAGUUGAGGUAUCCCUCUGUUCUCGCAAUGCUCGUCAUCGUCGAUUGUUAAACGUUUUCACGUCUGCUACUAUGGUUAAUUACCUUCGUGCCAUUUCCUUUACAUGGGAUAGUGGUGUCUGUGAGUCUUCAUACCUUAAAGCAUUACGCUG